Messenger RNA from Bemisia tabaci, 2699 nucleotides. Its product is annotated as leucine-rich repeat flightless-interacting protein 2. Gene Ontology annotation, biological process: regulation of DNA-templated transcription. The record is from RefSeq and is a predicted model, not a curated record. NCBI's taxonomy places the organism in Eukaryota, Metazoa, Arthropoda, Insecta, Hemiptera, Aleyrodidae.
UGGCCAACACUGGAAGUACUGUAAUGCUUUGCACUUGUACUUGUGGAUGUGCUAAUUCUAAUUACUCUUUUAUGUUUACUAAAUUUUUGAGAGUGUUGAAUCAAAAUUUUGACUGUAAUUUAUCGUAGUUGGUUCAAUCGUGAAGUCAGUGUAUCAUCAUGUCGAACUUCUCUGUCGUUUUCAUGCGGGAUUGAUCCUUAGAAGAAUCAGGUGGUGUGAUUUAUCUCGUCCAUGGAUGGCUAUUUUGGGCACGUACAAACUGUACAAACAAUAGGCUCUUCCACUUUAUUAUUUUAUGGUUUUACAAAUGGAUAUGAACUAACUACAGCCUCCGUUGCGUCUUUGGUCAUCUUUGGUACGUUUCCUCUCGCGGCACCCAUAAAUUGAAUCCUCUCUGAAUUCCUUUGAGACUUCCACCUCUUGGCUGUUUGUAGAUAUGUACUGAGACAGAAUGUGAUAGUACCGAGCCUCCAAACUUUUUCAAACUCUGCACACCUCUGUUAUGAGCCAUCGUUGUCCUGUCCAGUGGUCGUUUCCCUAUUUAUAAACUCUUUCAUGUCAACUUUUAGUAUGCAUUUAGGGCCCUUAGACUUGCAAGGAAGUUAAAACACUGAGGAAUGUCCAAUUUAUCACCGCUGAACUUGUAUCAGGUGUACCGUUUGUAGCGUAAAGAAUCCUUCUUUGAUGAGGGAUGAGACUCCCAAAUUGAGUUUCAGGUGGACCAGGUAAAGGUGAAAUCCUCUCUGUCUUCAGUGCAAUAUUAAACAUUUUCCAUCACAUUCUGAUAUUAUAUUACGCAGGCCCUUAAAUGUUCCCUCUUAGAAGAAAGGAAAAGGUGUUUGCUAAUUCCAACUUGUUUCAACAGUGAUGCAGCAGCUUUCAACGGGUCAGUUCAAGUUGACUGUUCGGACGGUGCUAUUCUCUGAGUAAAGGCUCUGAAUAUUCUGUGACUAUUAUGUUAUGAUAUUAACCAUUGGUCUGAACUGUGCCCAAUGGAUCCAGGAGGACCUGGAGGUCGCCGAAGAGGCCCAACUAAACAUUCUGUGGAAGAUCAAGCUUUGGAUCAGAUUGCUAAAGAGGCAGAGGCGCGACUGGCCGCCCGGCGUCAAGCUCGAGCGGAGGCCCGAGAGAUCAGGAUGCGGGAACUAGAGCGGCAGCAGCGGGAGGCCGAGGAAAACGCCGAUAAGGUCUACGAUCUCUACGCCACCACAGAUGUAAUAAACCGAUCAACUCGUGUUGGAUCCUGUAUCGCAUCUCCUAGGGCAGCAUCAGUUCUUUCAACCGGUGGGAACAAUAGCUAUCAUUCUAGUAGGCGAUCUUCUGAAGAUUCGUUGGAAGAUAGCAUGGGCGUCAGAGAUCUUAGGCAGGAAUUCAGAGAAGUUGAAGAUCGAUUCCGGAAAGCAAUGAUUCAAAAUGCUCAAUUAGAUAAUGAAAAAUCAGCAGCCUCUUAUCAAGUAGAUUUACUUAAAGAUAAAUUUGAAGAACUAGAGGAGUCACAUGCCCAAUUACAGCGAGAGCAUAGAGAUAAGUGUAGAGAACAUGAACAGUUAAAAAGACUUUUUUCCAAAGUGCAAGGAGAACUGGAGUUUUUCCGGUUGCAACUGGAAGAAAGAGAUAGUCUAAUUAAGGAGCAAGGCCUCACUAUAGUCGGGGGAGAAUAUUCAUCUGAAGAUGAAAAAAGUGACGAAGGACUCAGAGAGGUAAACGGCCUAGAAAAUGGCUCAACAGACUCUUGUAAUCCUGUCAAUAAUCAUGAUGAAAGGAAAAGAACAAAAAAAUCAACAAAACGGGCAUUGGUGUCAAUCAAAGCUGCAGAGCUUUUGAAUUCAGCUGGAGAAGGAUCAUUAGAUGUCCGGUUGCGGAAACUUGCCGCAGAAAAAGACGAACUACUAGAUGAAUUAAGGCAUGUCAAAUUAGAAUUGGAAGAAGAACGAGGAAGAUUGAGGGGCUUCAAAAGCAUGAAUGGAACUGAUGGAGGCUUAGACUUUGAGGAUGCUCAACGAGAGGCCAACAAAUUACUUGGGGAGUAUAAAUUUAAAUGGCAAAAAGCUGAGCAAGAUGUCUCCACUCUUCAAGCAAAUGUUGCUCGGUUAGAAAGUCAAGUAAUUCGAUACAAAUCGGCUGCGGAAACAUCAGAAAAAGUUGAAGAUGAAUUGAAAAUAGAAAAACGAAAGUUACAAAGAGAGUUAAGAGAGGCUCAGAGUAGGGUAGAAGAAUUAGAAACAUCUAAUAUGCAUUUACACCGAAGACUAGAUAAGCUUAAAAGUGCCAAAUCAACUUUAUUGAAAGAGCUGUAGUGCAAUCUAACGGAAGUAAUGGAAGUCUGAUGUGCGACUCAUAGGUGGAAGCAAGAAUCAUAGUCACAUUACUAUUCCUGCUUAACUGCCGGAGCGAAAGUUUUUGCGUCUACCUACAUAUUUUUGUCUGCAUUUUAGCCAAUUUUCUUCUUGUAACCUAUUCUAACCCAUUGAAACAUUUUUCACCAUUUCUAAUCUUGCCAAAAAAAUUAAUCUCCUCUCUUCAAUUAAAUUAUUUUAUUUGUAAUUAUGCCCAUUGUAGCACAGGCUUCAAAUUGCUCCAAGUAAGUUUUUUUUUAACGAAUUUUACCCCUGUUUUUGCAAAAAACAUAUACAUUUGCAUCUAUCAGUUACCUUAUUUAAUAAAAAUCUUGUUGGUACAAAAAUUUAAAUUGUUCAUGA